Effrenium voratum is the source of this 309-nucleotide messenger RNA. The record is from the annotation of a GenBank genome assembly. Lineage: Eukaryota; Dinophyceae; Suessiales; Symbiodiniaceae.
AUGCGAGCAAUAGCGCUUACAUUCGUUCAGGCUCUUUGUUCCGGCUCAUUUGGGGUAGGCGUUGGCUCGAUGGCUGCUCGAGGUGUUCCCAAGUUUGCCAAUCGCAAAAGUGCAGUGUCGCCAGCGGAAAAGUGCGGCGCAAGGACGGCAACUUCACGCCCGUCAGCAGAUGAUGCCUCCCUGUGUUUGGUUUGGCCUGCCACUAGCUGUGCUCCAGCGAAGCCGAGGAACGCAGAGGCCCAACACAUCCCUGCAAGGCAUGUUAGCCUGCAAAGAGAGAAGCCUGGGCUGCUUGACAAGGUAGCUUGA